Molecule: messenger RNA, 2471 nt
Organism: Scylla paramamosain (green mud crab)
Lineage: Eukaryota; Metazoa; Arthropoda; Malacostraca; Decapoda; Portunidae
Product: probable cleavage and polyadenylation specificity factor subunit 2
Biological process (GO): mRNA 3'-end processing by stem-loop binding and cleavage
Cellular component (GO): mRNA cleavage and polyadenylation specificity factor complex
Molecular function (GO): RNA binding
Source: RefSeq, a predicted model, not a curated record
GAAUUUGAGAUGACAUCCAUUGUAAACUUUGAGGGUAUUUGGGGUGUUGGGAAAGAGACCCCACACUGCUACCUCCUCACAGUGGAUGACUUCACCUUCCUCCUUGACUGUGGGUGGGAUGAAAAAUUUGACAAGGACUACUUGGAUCGUCUGACAAAAGUCCUGCCACGUGUUGACUGUGUCCUCAUCUCCUAUCCUGACCCGCUGCACAUGGGGGCUCUGCCAUACAUGGUAGGGAAGUGCCAGCUCACCUCUCCUGUGUAUGCCACUGUCCCAUUGUUGAAGAUGGGCCAGAUGUUCUUGUAUGAUUGAUAUCGGAGUCACCAUAAUUAUGAUCUGGUUGAGCAUUUUUGUCUUGAUGAUGUGGAUGCUGCAUUUGACCUCAUCACUCAAGUCAAGUACAACCAGAGUAUACCCAUGAGAGGGAAGGGUAUUGGCCUCAGCAUCUCUGCCCAGCCUGCAGGUCACAUGAUUGGUGGUGCAAUUUGGAGAAUCAUUAAGGAUGGGGAAGGCGACAUUGUGUAUGCAGUGGACUUCAACCACAAGAAGGAAUGUCACCUUGGAGGUUGCAAGCUGGACAAAAUCAGCCGGUCCUCAUUGCUGACCACAGAUGCCUUCAACUCAUCCUACUGGCAGGAACGGCGCAGACACAGAGACGAGAAACUUGUGGCCCAGCUCCAGGAGACUUGCUGUAAUGGAGGCAAUGUCCUGGUGGCCACAGACACUGGUGGUGGUCAAGUGCUGGAGAUGACACACAUGCUGGAGCAGAUGUGGAACACCAAGGAGAGUGGGCUAUCAGCUUACUCAUUGGCUAUCCUCUCCAACACUGUUUACCAUGUUAUUCACUUUGCUAAACAGAUGAUUGAGUGGAUAAGUGAAAAGUUGACUCUGAGAACCAAUCCAUUUAGCUUCAAGCACCUCAAAUUUUGUCACAAUCUCAUUGACCUCAGUCACCUCCCAUCACCAAAGGUUGUAUUAGCGAGUUUCCCAGAUCUCGAAAGUGGAUAUUCUCGAGAGUUGUUUGUCCAGUGGGCCACCAACCCCAAGAACACCAUAAUUCUUACAUCAAGGACAGGGCCAGACAGCCUUGCCAGAUGCCUCAUUGAUAAUCCUCAGAUCAGAACCUUCAGGUUGCUAGAGAAGCAUUGGGUAAGGGUGGAGUGCUCAAGUGACAGUGAGGAUGAUGAGGGUCUGCAAGCAGGGAAACAUGAUAUCAUUGUGCUACAUGAGAAAGCAGGCAACCAGAGCAUGUUCCAGAGCUGCAAGCACUACCCAUUGUUUCCUUACCAUGAAGACAAGGUGAGAGGAGAUGACUAUGGGGAAUUCAUUAACCUGGAGGACUUUGAGAUCAGUGGCCUGAAGGAGGAAAACAAGGAGAAUAUUGACCUACAGAUUCCUUAUGAUGAUGAUGACAUGAUGGCAAGACUCUGGCAGUGUGUCCCUGGGGGGACACUUCCUGCUUCCGUCAGGAAAGGAUGAGUUGCUAUUGUAUGCAAAGUAAAGGCCAGUGAAAAUUUGGAAGAGUAAUUUUGUUUUUGUUGUCAGUUCACCAGCUCAUUUUUCUGGAAGUAGAAUUGUUUCUGGCAUUUUUUAGAACCCUUAGCAAUACUCUUUUUGGGGUUCCAACCUUCCACCCAGCAACUCACUCCUUCAUGCACUACCAUAUACGGUGGAACCUCAGUUUUCGUGAUUAAUCUGUUCAAAAAAAAUCUGAUGAAAACCAAAUGUUUAAAACUGAACCAAUAUUUCCCAUAAGAAAUAAUGUAAAUCCAGUUAAUCCAUUCAAGACACCCAAAAAAUAUUAACAAAAAUACAGUUUAUAGAAAAUAACUAUAGUUUUUACAUACAGAAAACAAUGAGAAAUAAAUAUAAAUGACUAAUGAAAUAGAUAAAUGAACAUUUAACAUCAUUUUUACCUUUAUUGAAGACUUGUUAGCGUAUGGAACUGAUCGUUGAUGUGGACUUCCUGUACAUCCUGGCGAGAUUGGACAUGCUUAUGCCACUUUUGUAUUAUGCUACAAAUUCUUUCUUGAAUUCUAUUGUGUUUCUCGCCUUCUUUAUCAAAGGAUUGGCGCUUGGAACUUUUUUUGGCCCCAUGGUGGCUAUUUAGCAAUUGCACUCAAUAAACAAGCACAAAAAAUGAUGGAUUGUUAGAACAUUUUUUUGGAUGAACGGAUGGGGAUGAUGCUCACUCAACAAGAAACAAUGGCAGACGGAGUCACGAACACAUGGAAUGCAUUGUGUCGGCCCUCGAUUCCAGGCAAUGAGUGGCUGAGUCAUGCCAGUGGGUGGACGGGUUUGAUAUGGAUGUACAAAAACUGGGACAAAAUUUUGAUGAAAAAAGUUGUCAAAAACCGAAUUGUGUGAAAACUAGGGCAUGCAAAACCCAAGGUUUGACAGUACCAUUGUUUUAUAGGACAAAGCAGCUGCAUGGUGUGUUUAUGGGAGGAAAUGACCCUGACUGCCAGGCA